Messenger RNA from Medioppia subpectinata, 489 nucleotides. The record is from the annotation of a GenBank genome assembly. NCBI's taxonomy places the organism in Eukaryota, Metazoa, Arthropoda, Arachnida, Sarcoptiformes, Oppiidae.
AUGUUGGCCGAACCCGUGCCCACACGUGAAUCCAAGCUGGAUGUGGAGAAAGUGGUUUGGGUUGUUGUCCUCUUCUCCACCGUCACCAUCCCUUUCCUUAUGACACUCAUCGCACUCAUUCAUAUAGACGACUGUCCGCAUCAAUCCUAUAUCCCGAUUGUGAUCCUAAUGUCUGGCGUAUCGAUGAGCUUAAGUAAUAUCAUAAACACUGCCGACAAGUAUUCGCCGCCCAAACAGUCCAGUUAUAAGCGACGCAAACGUAUUGUGGGCGCCCUUAACCUCAUCACCAACUGCUUCACUGCCGCCACUUUUAUAGCCGGCGGUAUAGGAGUGUACGGAAAGGGUCAGCCCUCGUAUGACAAGUCGAGUCCCGACUACUGUAACCCAACGCUAUAUAAACCCCUAAAAUACGUUAGUAAUGCUAACACAACGGACACGUCCCUCAAAACAGGCAAAACUCUGUUAGAAAUGGUAACGACAUAUGUGUAG